AUGAUGCCGUUACUGGUUAGCAACAACAACUUCAACAUGGAUCUCUCCUACCAGGCUCCAAUGUUCAACGCCAACAUGAUGGAAACACCCUUUGACAAAGCGUCACAACAAUAUAUCGCUGCUCAUACACGAAACAUGUCGAGGGGUUACGGUGGACAGAGGAUGAACACCUCGAUGCGGAUAACAAAGCCCAGCAGCGCCAGCACCAGCCCGCGCUACUCACUUUCGCAGAGGAGGAGGACUUUGAUGGGUGAUGGGUUCCAGAAUCUUUACACUCAACCUGCCGAGGCGGCGUAUCUUCCCACUCCUGCGGCUGAGUUCCUGGUCGAGUUCAUGUACGAACCGGAGAGGAAGCCAACGACAACAACACGACCGGUUAGCUGGCACCCCUCGUCGCAGCAGGUGGCAUAUUCCCAGCCUUACUCUCAGGAGUCGACGAUGGCAUAUGCUCCCUACCCAUCCUACCAAGAUUUUGAGGCUUGCACACAAUUUCCGCAACUGCCCCCGACCCCAAGCGUCUACUCCGGCUCCAACUCGCCAUGCUCGGCAUCCUUCUCGCCACUAUCACUCCCUUACGCCAGCGUCGACUUCCAGCAGUCGCAGCAUCAGUAUGCCACGCAGGGGACUCAGCUCUACCAAUCAGCACCAGAAUCGCCCCAAAGCAUGGCUGGCAUGGCCGGCGAUCUUUCUUACGCUGCCUUCCCCAAGGCGGAAGGGAAUGUUAUGGGAUGGGCUUCUUAUGCGCCGGCGUCGAGCGGCUUGGACACAUACACGGCGCCACCUACCCCAAAGAACUUCGAGCUGCCGGAGCAGUUCUCAAACACCAAGGUGGCCUCCGAAGAGCCUGUUUGCUAUGAGGCACCAGAAGACGACGAAUCUGAUGGCGAGAUUCUGUACGGCAUGGGACUCUACGAUCCCCCCGAGACCAACGAGCCUGCCGGCAUGGACCUCCACCAGUCUACCGUCUUUUCGCUUCUUGGAAAUGCCGGAGCCUACGAGAAGCCCUCGGGCAAGGGCUUGAAGCUCGAGGAUGCCUGGGAGCCUCCUGCGAGCGACGAUGAAGAGGACAACGAAGAGGAGGAAGAGGAUGACGAGGAGGAACAACAGGAGGGGGAGAACUAA
Messenger RNA from Sordaria macrospora k-hell, 1122 nucleotides. RefSeq lists its product as uncharacterized. Lineage: Eukaryota; Fungi; Ascomycota; Sordariomycetes; Sordariales; Sordariaceae. The record is from RefSeq and is a predicted model, not a curated record.